Messenger RNA from Eriocheir sinensis (Chinese mitten crab), 8309 nucleotides. RefSeq names its product dedicator of cytokinesis protein 7-like (gene Zir). Gene Ontology annotation, molecular function: guanyl-nucleotide exchange factor activity. Lineage: Eukaryota; Metazoa; Arthropoda; Malacostraca; Decapoda; Varunidae. The transcript is spliced from 44 exons. The coding region runs from base 32 to 6526 and encodes 2164 amino acids. The record is from RefSeq and is a predicted model, not a curated record. Gene Ontology annotation, biological process: positive regulation of GTPase activity; small GTPase-mediated signal transduction.
GUGGGCUGUAAAUGUGACAGUGUAAACAAAGAUGGCGUCGGGCCAGAGAGCCUUCGCCCAGAAGCUGCUAAAACACCAUGCGGCUGACAUGCGGCGGACGGUCAGCACGGGCACCACGGGGAAGGAGCCGCCGCGGUCCACCAGCGUGUCCACCCUUUCGGCCAUCAGCAGCCUGAAUGACACACUGCAGGAGAAUGUUGAGCCCAUUGACUACGAGGACUUCCUGGACCAGCACCAGUUGGAGGCAGACCGUGACCCCCACAGCAAAAUCCUCUACUUCCCCCCGGAUGACAUUGUGGUCAACCUCAUCCCCAGACAGAUCCGCACCCUCCACCCCAUCGUGCCAGAGGAAGGGGAGGGCUAUGAUGCACACGUGGCUGACUGUGUGCGCUGCUACACGAGGGACUGGCUCCACAUCAGCCGCCAGUACAUCCACCACUCCACCUCGGUGCCUACGCCUGCACACAACCAGCUCGUGGCUCAGCACCUCACUGCACUCCAGGCUUCAAACCCACCAGAGUUUGAGGUGGACCUUGAUGAUGACAGAGGACUUGGUGGGAGUGACAGGCAUGAGGCAGGGGGUGGGCGGCAUUCCUCACACCUCUCAGACACACCACGGGGCAGCUGGGCAAGCUCAGUGUUUGACCUGCGCAACUCAGUGGCUGACCCUCUGCUGCCAGCACUGCUCUCUCGUGUGCCCCUCGACACCGUGGAUACCAACAACCAGCAAGCACGCCAGGAGAACAGACAGGAGUCGCUCUUUGUGCUGUACCCGCCGCAGGACGAGGAGGACCUGAUAGAACGCAGGUCCUACCCUGAGGUGCCCAUGCCCCACCAGACCCACCGCAUACAGGUCAAGUGCAUCAACCUCCGCCUUGAGCUGGAAAUUGAGCCCAUCUUUGCCACAAUGGCCCUAUACGACCUCAGGGACAAGAAGAAAGUGUCAGAGAACUUCUGCUUUGACAUGAACCCUGAGCCCCUGAAGAGGAUGUUGACGUCUCAUAUUCCUUACCAGGACAUCUCCACGCUAAGCCGCACCUGCAUCUUUGACAUCACGUACCCAUCCAGCGACCUGUUCCUGGUGGUGCGCCUGGAGAAGGUGCUGCAGGGGGAUAUCAGCGACGUGGUGGGGCCCUACAUGAAGGACGAUGCCAACCGAGAGAAGCUCAAGUCAGCAGCCGUGGCGUGUUGUGAGAGGCUGGGGAAGUACCGCAUGCCCCUCGCCUGGACAGCCAUCAACCUCAUGAACAUCUUCAACGGCGUCCACAGCGACCGAGAGAAUGCUCCUGAGCGGGAACCCUCAGGCUCCAACAGUCUCGGUGUGUUCGUGGACCGCAAGCAGAGUUCAUCCAGUUAUGACGAGUUGAAGCGUAAGAGUGGCUCCGGCUCUCUCACGCGGCGCGGCUCACUGGAGCGACGCAGCUUCAGUGAGAAGAGACGCAGCUGGUCCCCAGAGGAGUUUGGGGCUUGUCUUGACUCCUUCCGUCCUGUGACUCUCACUGUGUCUUCUUUCUUUAAGCAGGAGGGAGACAAGCUACGAGACGAGGACCUGUACAAGUUCCUGGCUGACCUGAAGCGCCCAUCGAACCAGCUCAAGAAGAAGUGUUUGCCGGGUCUGCUCAAGCUGGAUAUCUCCCCCGUGCGGGACCAGCCCAAGUACUGCCUCACCUCAGAGCUGGUCAAACUGCACCCCUACCCAGCAGAUGACACUGAUGAGGAGGAGGACAAGGAGUAUGAAAAGUGCCGCCCCAUCAAGGAAACGGUGGAGUUCCCGCCCCGAGACAUCCUGGUGCCUCAUUACUCCUACAGGAACCUGCUCUACAUAUCCCCUAGAGACCUCAACUUCAACAACAGGCCAGGCUCUGCACGUAACAUAGCUGUCAAAAUCCAGUUCAUGGCCGGGGAGGAGGAACACGCUGCCCUCCCGGUCAUCUUCGGCAAGUCCUCGUGCCCGGAGUUCACCACAGAGGCCUACACUGCCGUCACCUACCACAACAAGUCGCCAGAUUUCUACGAUGAGUUCAAGGUGAAGCUCCCGGCGGUGCUCGGGGACCAGCACCACAUCCUCUUCACCUUCUACCACAUAUCCUGCCAGAAGAAGAAUGAGGAGAAAACCAUUGAGGCACCUGUUGGAUACACUUGGCUGCCAGUGUUCCGUGACGGCAGCCUGCAGACCGGGGAGCACAGCCUUCCGGUGAUGAUGGAGCGGCCGCCCAGCAACUACCCGUACAUCACCGCCGACAUCCAGCUGCCAGGCACCAAGUGGGUCGACAAUCACAAGGGGCUCUUCACAGUCAGCGUAGAAGCCAUCUCCUCCGUCCACGCCCAGGACAAGCACAUCGACCGCUUCUUCCACCUGUGCAAGAUGGUGGAGGAAGGGAACAUUCCAGCACGCAUCGGGGAGGCCAACAUGGAAGGGGAGCUGAAACGCGCGAUGGCUGACCUCCUGAACUGUCAUGCCGAGCCACUGGUGCGCUUCAUGCCGGUGCUGCUUGACCGCCUCGUCUCGCUGCUUGUGUGGCCGCCUACCCUGGCCGGCCAGCUAGUCAACAUUGCCCAGUCUUGCUUUGAGACCAUUGGCACCAUAGUCCACCGGGUGUCGGCUCUGUUGGAGGACAAGAAUGACCAGCACGGGCGUAACAGCACCCUCCUAUCCUACGUGUCCUACCAGUCCACUCUGCCCCACCCAGACGACAGCCCACCCACCCCUGUCGGCCCCCAGCACCCCCAGCACCCACCUCCGCCAAGCUCUGUCCCCACCCACCGCAAGUACUCCAGGAGCAGCAGCAAUCCAGAUCUAGGCCUUGACGUUGAUGCAGAGAUUGGCAGCAUCUUUGCCCGAGGCUUGGACAGGACCAACUCCAUGAGGACAGACAAUGAGGAGGAGCAAUUGAUCAUGAUAGGCAGCAACUAUGAGAACUUGAUCACCCUGCAGCGGUCAGGUGGGAGAAAGCUCACCCACGAGGAGGUGGCACUGCAGUGGGUGGUGUCCAAUGGCAAAGGCAGGGACAUGGCCCUGGCCAACUCAUGGUUCUUCUUUGAGCUGAUGAUCAAGUCUAUGAUUGAGCAUCUGGCACGCACCGGAAGCCAGGACUCGUUACGCAAGAUGAGGUUCUCCCACCAGUACUGUGACGACAUCCAGAACUUGACGUCCUCCAUCACCAACGACAUCAUUGCCCACAACAUAAAGGACGUCAAGGACACCAGAUUUGUACAGAACAUCAACAGCAGUCUGGCGUUCUUCCUGAUGGACCUGCUCUCAGUGAUGGAUCGUGGCUUUGUCUUCAUGCUCAUCCAGAACUACUGCAAACAGAUGAAUGGCAAGAUAGCUCUCCUACCUGACGCGGCGCCACUCAUCAACCUGAAGCUUGACUUUGUCCGCAUAGUGUGCAGUCAUGAACACUUUGUGGCCCUCAACCUUCCCUUCUGUACCCCGCUGUCGGCCAUCUCCGCCCCAUCAUCCCCUUGCCCCUCCAUCGGCUCCACCACCAGCCAGUCAUCCUUCAUCUCCACAGUGUUUGGUGGUGACAAAAGUGCCUUCAUGGUGCUCUCCAGCUCCUUCCGCAAGCAGCACUUCCUAGUGGGCCUUGUGCUGUCCGACCUUGCUACUGCCCUGGAGAUAAAUAACCCAACUAUCCAUGGUCGUGCCGUCAACACCAUCCGUAACCUGCUGGCCAGUCAUGACACGGAUGAGCGUUAUGUGGAGGCUGAAGUGAAGGCCCGGGUGGUGGCGCUGUACCUGCCCCUUAUCAGCAUUGUGGUGGAUGCCCUGCCUCAGCUGCACACCUUCCUCAGCUCAAAGUAUCGGAACCCACUCUCCUCUGUUGUGGAUGAGAGUGAGGGAGGCCCAACACACAUUCACCAGAAUGUUGCCUUGGCCAUCGCUGGGUCGUCCAUGUUCAACAAGGAGAGUGAUUAUGAUGUCAUUCAGGGACAACAGCAGACCCGCAAGUGUCCUCUCAGCUCUGAGACCACACGUAACCUCCUAAUCUGCUUACUGUGGAUUCUGCGCAAUGCUGAUGAGACCAGCCUGCGCCACACACUGUCUGAGCUGCCCCACAACCGCCUUCACCAGCUGCUUGAUGUCCUCUACAUUGCUGUGUCCUGCUUCGAGUACAAGGGGAAGAAGGUGUCUCAGCGUGGUGGCGGUGGCAGUGCACGCAGCAAGGAGGUGAUGAAGAGUCGACUGGAGGAGGCAAUCAUGGGCCAGAACUCAGCCCGCUCGGAGAUGAUGCUUCGGCGGCGAGGUAACACUCUUCCCAGCCCCCCCCAUGUUGUUGGACAUUCACAGUUCUACAUCCAGGGUACAGAGCGUAACCCUCCAUCCCCAUCUGGUGGAGAGAAACUGAGAUGGCGGAAGGAGUCGUUCCCGUGGCGCCACCAUCCUCAGGACACGGACCGUUCACCACAAAAUGAGCUGGAGCAGGAGUCCCAGGUGGAGGACCACUUGGCAGCCGAGGCUAACAUGGUCAUCCUUGACUCUCUAGAAAACAUUGUCCAGGUGUUGAUGACAGCUGACCACCUUCAAGGGUUACUGGCAGUGGUGUUCCGAGUGUUGCUUCAUGCCCUCGCCUCCAACCAGUCCACCACCACCCUCACCAACAUGUUCAACACCCAGCGUGCUCUUGUUGCCAAGUUCCCAAGUCUUCUAUUUGAUGAGGAGACAGAGCAGUGUGCUGACCUAUGCCUGCAGCUGCUCAAACACUGCUCCUCCUGCAUCUGCACUGUGAGGUCCCACGCUGCCGCCUCACUCUACCUCCUCAUGAGGCACAACUUUGAAAUAGGAAAUAACUUUGCGAGAGUCAAGAUGCAGGUGACCAUGUCCCUGAGCUCCCUCGUUGGCACCUCCCAGACCUUCAACGAGGCUCACCUCCGCCGCUCACUCAAGACCAUCCUCACAUAUGCAGAGGAAGACACUGACCUGCAGGACACCUCUUUCCCAGAGCAGGUCCGUGAUCUGGUGUUCAACCUACACAUGAUCCUGUCCGACACAGUGAAGAUGAAGGAGUACCAGGAGGACCCUGAGAUGCUGCUGGACCUCAUGUACAGGAUAGCACGAGGCUACCAGAACUCUCCAGACCUGCGACUCACCUGGCUCGCAAACAUGGCACAAAAGCACAGUGAGAGGGCACAGCAUGCUGAGGCUGCCAUGUGUCUAGUGCACAGUGCAGCCCUCGUCUCCGAGUACCUCUACAUGCUGGAAGACUGCCCGCACCUACCCAUUGGAGCUGUCACCUUCAGCAAGCUUUCCCCAAAUGUACUAGAGGAGAGUGCUGUAUCAGAUGACGUGCUAAGCCCUGACGAGGAGGGAAUAUGCACAGGGAAGUACUUCACAGAGAAUGGCCUGGUUGGACUCCUGGAGCAGGCCAGCUCUUCCCUACAACAGGCUGGUAUGUACGAGUGUCUCAAUGAGGUCUACAAGAUCCUCACACCCAUCGCCGAGAAGAACAGAGACUGGAAGAGGCUGAUCAACAUCUACUCCAAGCUGCAGGACGCCUUCACCAAGAUUGAUGCCCUGGAGGGACGCAGGAUUUUUGGCACCUACUUCAGGGUUGGCUUCUAUGGCUCCAAGUUUGGGGAUCUGGAUGGAGAGGAGUUCGUCUACAAAGAACCCAUGUUGACCAAGCUGCCAGAAAUCUCACAUAGAUUAGAGAGCUUUUACUCAGAUCGUUUUGGUGCUGAAAAUGUGUCAAUGAUCAAGGACAGCAACACAGUGGACAGCACCAAGCUCAAUGCAGACAAAGCCUGCAUCCAGAUCACCUACGUGGAGCCUUACUUUGAUGAGUACGAGUACAAGGACCGUGUCACCUCCUUUGAGAAGAACUACAACAUCAAGCGGUUCAUCUUCUCGACACCUUUCACACCUGAUGGCAGAGCUCAUGGUGAGCUGAACGAGCAGUACAAGCGCAAGACAGUCCUUACCACCAUGCACAUGUUCCCCUACGUCAAGACCCGCAUCCAGGUGGUGGACCGCAUGUCGUGGGUGUUGACUCCAAUAGAGGUGGCUAUUGAGGACAUUCAGAAGAGGACCAGGGAGCUGUCUUCAGCCAUCCACCAAGACCCACCUGACCACAAGAUACUGCAGAUGGUCCUUCAGGGCUGCAUUGGCACAACAGUCAACCAGGGCCCCAUGGAGGUGGCCCACAUCUUCCUCUCAGACCUGAUGGAAAGCAGAAAGGCUCCUUCUCGCCUGCAGAACAAGCUCAGACUGUGCUUCAAGGACUUUUCCAAAAAGUGCUAUGAUGCUCUCCGGAGGAACAAGACCCUGAUUGGCCCAGACAUGAGGGAGUACCACCGUGAGCUGGAGCGUAACUACAACAGGUUCACCGAAGGCCUGGCACCCAUGAUCACUGUAAACCAUCUUACUCGGCCCUCCAGCACUGUGUCCUCGUGCUCCACUCUACGUGUGCCAACAGGAGUGACGUCUUGGCGUCACUCUACUGGGAGCACAAGCUCAGGGGAGACCCUGGUGUCGGGCGGCUCAGCUGACUCUGACACAGGGCUGGCCUCAGGAACGGAGUGCUAAAGGGCUGCGGGUAUUAGUGCCACUGUAGUCAGAUUAUUCUCAAAUGACUGACAACCAGAAUCACAACAACAGCUCCAUGGAAGAUGAUAUGUGCUUGUCCACCACUUUUUCGUCCAGGAUCUUCGCUUGCAGUCCAUAUUUUCAGAGGAGUGUUAGAUUUUAGUCCACAAUGUCCUGUGAAUAUGAUCCUAGCCAUUAUGCUAUUCUCUCCUCCCACUCCAUAGAAAACUAAAUAUAGUUCAUAACUUACAACCCUUAGACAGUAUACAGAGAAUUCACAGUACAUGUAUCAAACUAUAUUAUUUAAUUUUUGCCAGACCAUUCAGCAUUUCCCACACAGAUUUUACUAAAUUCCAUAACAUGUGAUUGUUUGUUUCACUUUGUAUGAAAAAUGUGCUAAAAAAGAUUUGAAUGCUUUGGGGGAAAUGUAGUGGAAGUGAAUUUCCAUCCUGGAGUGGAUGGGAAAUUGCAGAACAAUACAUAAAAAUAUAAUUGAUGUGAGUGACACUGAAGUGAUUUGCAAUCAUGAAUGUCUCACAAACCUUGCAGAAUGGCUGAUUCCUUAAUGAAGGAUCCUAGUAGAUCGCAAGAAUUUCCUGUGCAAAAAUUUUACUCCUUCCCCAAUUGAAUACACAAAAAUAUCACUCAUGACUACAAUUGUAGCCGUUGUACUAUUGCCAUUUCCACCACUCCACCUGCUUUAUUUUGUCACAGUUAAAAGUAUUACUAUAUUUAAAAUGGCGUCAGUAAUUACCAAAAACUGUUCAUGACAGCCCCUCCAAAAAUCAAGGGAUUUGCCAUUCCAUUAAGUGCUAGUAAGUUUUUACCUUAGUGAUGAUUGCAAGUGUCAAUUUUUUUAAGGCUUACUUUUAGUGUGCAUGCAGCACUUCGAGUUUUUAAGUGCCAUAUAGUUAUAUGAACCUGUCUACUUAAAGUGCAUUGUCGUGUUUCUUAUUUUGACUUAUAAACUAUUGCUGCUGUAAUAGACAUAAUGAGUUGGCUUCAGUCAGUGCUUCAGACUAAAGGAAAGGCAGGUCUCCCUGGCUUGUAUUGCACCUUGCCCUUGUCAGUGAGGCAGGUUUCAACCAUAGCCAUGAAGUGGAAAAGUUUGGACAUGCAAAAUAGGUAUGUGAGUAGUCUGCAAGGGUCAAGGCAUCCUCCAAAAAGUGUCUACAACAUUGUGUUGCUGAAAAGAUUGCCCUGCAUGUGGUGCUCAUGUUCCUGUCUCCCUCUCCCGCUCACUUUUGUUUCUGAUCUCUCAAAAGUGCUUCUCUUAUAAUAGAAGCUUUUAUUCAGUAUUACUUGCUUUACACAGCACAGGAACAUACAUGUUCUAGCUUAGAGCGACACAAGUGAUUCUUUAGCUAGAUUUCCGGACCAAAAUAGGAUUUAGAUGUCAUAUUUUAAUAUAGAUGCAGUUUCUGCUGCAGAACACCAAAGGUGCAAUCAUUUAUAGCAUUUAUAGCCAAGUUUUAUAUGUGUGUGUGUGUGUGUGUGUGUGUGUGUGUGUGUGUGUCCUUUCAUAAAGAAAUCUAGUCCUUUACCAUUAUAUGGACACAUGUUCCUGCUGUGUUGGCUUCACCAUGGCAGCAGGUGCUAUGCAGUGAUGUCUUUUCCAAGUAGGUGCUGAAUAGUGUAUAGAUAUUAUUAUAGAUCUGCCAAGCAUUCCUAAGUAAGAGUAAACUUAAGUAACAGAGCUUUAUUUAGUGUUAAAAUACAUAUAUUAUUUCUUUCUAUCUUUAUAAUACUGAUGGCUUACAUUUCAAUAAACUUUUUGCCAGUU